Messenger RNA from Sorex fumeus (smoky shrew), 2258 nucleotides. It is a transcript of the gene IQCE, whose product is annotated as IQ motif containing E. Gene Ontology annotation, molecular function: protein binding. Bases 28 to 2109 code for a protein of 693 amino acids. Lineage: Eukaryota; Metazoa; Chordata; Mammalia; Eulipotyphla; Soricidae. The record is from RefSeq and is a predicted model, not a curated record. The transcript is spliced from 22 exons.
CGAGCACGCGUCCCGGGCGCCGCGGCCAUGUCGGUGGACGCCGGGGAGGCGGCGUCGGAGGCGGGAGAUGACAGUCUGUCUGCGGUCACCUUUGAAUCUGACUUGGAGACGAAAGCAAAGAGGAAAAGUUCCCGCAAACCCUCAGCUGCAUCGCCAAAGUCGCCUUACCAGACGAAAACUAGAAAAGUGGCAUCCUGGAGGCCCCUGAGGGCAGCAGCCAGCAUGCCUCUCGGGGCCCGAGCGUCCCUGACCCCCCAGAAGCUAUGGCUGAGCAGCUCAAAGCCAGUCAGCCUGGCCCAGUCCCUGAGGUCAGACCUUGGCUCCGAGCACCCGUGGACCAGCCCCCCCAGGGAUACUCCCGACCACCUGGUGGAAGCGCUCAGGAUGAAGAGGGCCACCCUCCGGCGGUCUGCCAGCAACGGUCACACUCCGGGAACCCCCGUGUACAGGGAAAAGGAGGACAUGUAUGACGAGAUUAUCGAGCUGAAGAAGUCACUCCACGUGCAGAAAAGUGACGUGGAUCUGAUGCGGACAAAGCUCCGGCGCUUGGAAGAGGAGAACAGCAGGAAGGACCGGCAGAUAGAGCAGCUCCUGGACCCCUCCCGAGGCCCCGAGUUCGUCCGGACCCUCGCAGAGAAGAGGCCCGACGCGGGCUGGGUCAUCAACGGGCUGAAGCAGCGGAUCCUCAAGCUGGAGCAGCAGUGCAAGGACAAGGACAGCACCAUCAGCAAACUGCAGAGUGACAUGAAGACCACCAACCUGGAGGAGAUGCGGGUCGCCAUGGAGACGUACUACGAAGAGAUUCACCGUCUCCAGACUCUGCUGGCAAGCUCUGACACGACGGGACGGAAGCUGCCCGGCGAGAAGAAGGCCGGUCUCAGGAGGCAGAAGAAGGCGGGGACCGCGCUGCUGAGCCUGUCUCGGAGCGUGCGGGAGCUAACCGAGGAGAACCAGAGCCUGAAGGAGGACCUGGACCGCCUGCUCAGCAGCUCCCCCACCAUCUGCAGGGCCAAGGGCUACGUGGAGUGGAGCAAGCCCCGGCUGCUGAGACGCAUCGCCGAGCUGGAGAAGAAGUUAAGUCCAGUGGAAGCGUCCAAGUCCCACGCGCCUGACUCGCGGGCAACUUCGGCCUCCAGCCCCACUGCACACAGGCAGCCCGAGGAGACAGAGCGUCUGCGCAGUGCCGUGAAGAGCCUGCGGAGUGAGCGCAGCGCCCUGCAGAGCCAGCUGCUGGAGAAGGACGGGGAGGUGCGGCAGCUGCUGCAGACCAAGGCGGACCUGCAGAGGGAGCUGGAUGCCCUGAGGGGCAGUGAGCCCGAGAGCACACGGCAGGAGCAGGCUCUGAGACGGGAAGUGCAGACGCUUCUCAGGAAGGUCCAGGCGCUGCAGGAAACGGUCACAGCAGGGCACGAGGAGCGUCUGGAGGGGUCUCCUGAGGCCCCGGGAGAGCCCCGUGCACCUUCUCUGCCCGGCGCAGCCAACCCUGGGCCCAGCGCCUCAUCUCGGCCUCCCUCCUGCUGUGCCGAGGGCCGGCGGGAUGCGGCUGCCAGGACCCUUCAGGCCCACUGGAAGGCCCACAGACAUGAGGCGGCAGUGGUGCUGCAGGCAGCUUUCCGGGGGCACCUCGCGCGCACAAACCUGCUUGCCGGCACCACCCUACCCCAGCGCACCAGCUCACCGCACCGCCCCAACAAGAGCCCCCAGGAUCAGGACCAGGAGGAGGCUGUGAUCAUCAUCCAGUCCGUCCUGCGGGCACACCUGGCUCGGGUCGGACCCCCACCCUCUCCGCGCAGCACUACCAGCUCGGGGGCUGUCCCCAGCGCGCCCCAGAGGAGGCCUGCCACAGCUGCAGCCCCGGAGCUCCCCCUGGCCGGCCUCCAGGAUGCUGGUGAGCCCCUCUCUGUCCCCCCGUGGCCAGCCCCCCGGGUGUGGGCCAGGAGCUGCGGGAGGCUUGCAGGUAAGGACGGCGAAGUGAGCAGUGGCGAGAUGGUGAGAGCCUCAUCCUGUCCCGGCUGGCCCGCACCCUCAGACAAUAGCAGCUCCGACGACUCAGACGAGGUGGUGAUGCCGCCCUCGGUGCCCAGAACGAAGACCACCGCCCUGGCCUAGCCCCGCCGGCGCCCCCUCGGGCCGAGGCACAGAGAUGCACUGGCGUGAUUCGGGAAGAGAAGAACAGGACUCAGUUCCGCCGCGCGUCUGCGGAUUUUCUCUUGCUUUCUGCUCAUUUGGGUCAAAGAACCCCCAGAGCCUUUGUUCUG